This is a messenger RNA of Stegastes partitus (bicolor damselfish), 765 nucleotides long. RefSeq names its product late endosomal/lysosomal adaptor, MAPK and MTOR activator 3 (gene lamtor3). The transcript has 7 exons. The record is from RefSeq and is a predicted model, not a curated record. Bases 144 to 518 code for a protein of 124 amino acids. Lineage: Eukaryota; Metazoa; Chordata; Actinopteri; Pomacentridae. Gene Ontology annotation, cellular component: Ragulator complex. Gene Ontology annotation, biological process: cellular response to amino acid stimulus; positive regulation of TOR signaling.
CCUCAACACUUCUUCAAGAGCCGGAAACGAACCCAGUCCGUCAUGUGAUGUUUGGCUGUUGGAUGCUCAGUGACUGUAGCUGGGAGGGUAUCUGAAGAAGGAGACUACGGACGGUUGUUCUGGAUACCAAACCUGGAGCCGCCAUGGCUGAUGAUUUGAAGAAAUACCUGUACAAACAGCUGCAAAGUGUUGAAGGUCUUCAUGCUAUUGUGGUGACAGACCGGGAUGGCGUUCCAGUUAUCAAGGUUGCCAAUGACAACGCCCCAGUCCAUGCGCUGAGACCUGGCUUCCUGUCCACCUUUGCUCUGGCCACGGAUCAGGGCAGCAAGCUGGGCCUCUCCAAGAACAAGAGCAUCAUCUGCUACUACAACACCUACCAGAUUGUGCAGUUUAACCGGCUGCCGCUGGUCAUCAGCUUUAUUGCCAGCAGCAAUGCCAACACAGGUCUCAUCAUAAGUCUGGAGAAGGAGCUGGCCUCCCUAAUAGAGGAGCUGAGGCAGGUGGUGGAGGUGACAUAAUCCCUCCCAGACAGGCCACCCUGAUUCACUGGAUCACAUCCUGCUCACUGUCUUCUUCUUCUUUCUGUCUCCAAUCGUGCAUUUGUGUCCUCUGAGAAAGCCUGUCUGGGGUUGUUCUAUUUUCAAGUAGAGACUAACAAUGUUGACGUCUUGGAACCUGUUUCCACCAUGAUUGAACUUUGCUGUCCACCUUUUAAUAGGCUGAUUGUUGACGGUCUGAAUAAAGGUUUCAUUUAUAUCAGCUGAA